Molecule: messenger RNA, 867 nt
Organism: Heterotrigona itama
Lineage: Eukaryota; Metazoa; Arthropoda; Insecta; Hymenoptera; Apidae
Source: the annotation of a GenBank genome assembly
GGUUCGGUAAAAGACACGAUGUUUGAAAGAUUUACUACACUUUCGAUCAUGGUGUAUCUUAUCUCAAUGUUAUCAAUUAUUAGCAUCGCUACGCCAGGAAUCUUCGCUCACGGAAGGUAUGAUCAAAUGCAGUUGAACACGACAAUUGAAGCUUUGGUACUGAGCAAUGGACCUGUGAUGAAACUCGACGAAACAUCCGAUCGUUCGACUUUCUUGAUUGAGUUUAUUAAUGGGAUGUCUAUCAAACUUCCAUGUGAUUUUGGUCGUCACUACUAUAAAAAAGUGAACACAUGUGUUUCAACGUCAAAAAUGGUGAUAAUCUACGACCAUUGUCAGUUUUCAAAGCAGCCAAAUUGUUGGAACUAUAUGCCCUUCUGCUUCCUCGAUAGCGAGAAUGAUAUUUAUGCCAAAGAUAACUGUCUGCCUUAUUUCAAACGCAAUAAUGAACUCUGCAAGUGUGAACUCACAAAGGAAUAAAUUAAAUCAUGUGCAUAAUAAUAUCGACGAAACAUCAAAUAGAUGAAACAAACCAAUAAUAUAUGACGAUGAUGAUGAUGAAAUAAAACGAUUAUGGAUUUCAAAUCCUAAUCAAAAUCGUGUGUGAAGUUUAUUUUAGUCUCCUUCUUUGUAUCAUACAAUAUAAUUGAUUUUGUCGUACGUUUUACAAUAUUAAAAUGUACGUAUCACAUUUCUAUAAAUAUCUAUGAUUUGCUGUAUUAUAUCUAUUUAUAUCCAUUUAUUUGUAUUGUGAUACAAAAAUUUUCAUUAUCGUAGAAUAAAAAGUUACUCUAAUGACAUGGUUACUUGAAAAUAUUUAUAACAUUAAAUUGUAUUUCUUUUUACGAAUAAAGAUUUAAUGAAGUUCGG